ACUGUCAGCAAGUGUCAAAGUCAAUGUCAAAUAAUGUCAAUGUCGUAUUUUUUAUAUGGUCUAAGAAAAAUAUUUGGAUCAUAAUAAAAGUUAUCGACAAAGUCGUACUUAUAUAGGUUUUUGAUUUUGCAACAAUUCAGGAAACAACGUAGGAUCUACGUUAUGGUAUUUUAAAUUAUUGUUUAGAAUAUAGUGAUAAAUCGCCACCAUGAACAAUAUAAUAUCGUGGACCGCUGAAGAUGAGGCCAUCAUUGCGACUAACACGGAUGCUACAGAGUGCAAGCGAUGCGCCGUUGAAUUAGGCUACUGGAAAGAUGAUUACAUUGUGUAUUUUGCGAAACAUGUAGACAGAAAAGCUCCCGAAAUUAAUCGCGGCUACUACGCCAGAGUUAAAGCCAUGGAAAUGUUUAUUCAUCAGUUUUUGGAGCGGUGUGGCACAAAGUGUCAGAUCAUCAACCUGGGCUGCGGCUUUGACACUCUCUACUGGAAGUUGAAAGACUCAACGCAAGCAGUUGGCAAUUUUAUUGAAUUAGAUUUCCCUUCUGUAGUUGCUAAGAAAUCCCACAUAAUCAAACGAAAUAAGCAGCUAUUAGAGAAGAUAUCUAAUGAAGAUGGCGAGGUCAUGAUCAGAUCGGGCGACUUGCACUCGGAUGGCUACCACCUGCUGAGCUGCGACCUGCGCUGCCUGAGCGAGGUGGUGCGCAAGCUGGAGGCGGGCGGUGCUGGGGGUGCUGGGGGUGCGGGUGGAGCGGCGCCCACGCUGCUGCUGGCGGAGUGCGUGCUGGUGUACCUGCGGCCGGAGGCGGCGCGCGCGCUGCUGGAGCACCUGGCCGGCGCGUUCCCCCGCUGCGUGCUGCUGGUGUACGAGCAGUGCAACCUGGGCGACAAGUUCGGCGAGGUGAUGAUGCGCAACCUGAGCGCGCGCGGCUGCGCCCUGCCCGGCGAGCCGCACUGCCGGGAGCCGGGGGCGCAGGCGGCGCGGCUGCUGGCCGCCGGGUUCGAGACGGCGCGCGCCUGGGACAUGGACACGGUGUGGCGCGCGCUGCCGGAGGAGGACCGCGCGCGCGUCGAGGCGCUGGAGAUGCUGGACGAGCGCGAGCUGCUGCAGCAACUCAACCUGCACUACGCGCUCAGCGUCGCCACGCGCGGAGACCUCUUCGCCGACCUCGACCUCAACGCGUAGACCUCAAUCCCGCAAUCAUCUCGUCCAGAAGUUGAUCCGUCGCUACGAGAGCGCACAAUGCGUCGGUCCGCCCCUUCCUUCCCGUCUCUCAUCAAGUUAUCUAUCACUUAAGCCGUAAAUUUAGUUCGUAGCAGCAAAUGAAGAGCCGAUCAGUGAAUAGUUGUCGACGAUCUCUGGCAUCGUCUGACGAGCACCUGGCACGUCCACGUCUCUCGAAAUAAAGUUUUUCUCGUGCACUUGAAUGUCGAGGAACUUUUUCAACUUUAAGUUUGUGCAAAAUUGUAAUAAUCGGUGCAUUUGUCGAGUGCAGAAGUGAUAGAGUGGUUGUUUUAUUCGGUGACUGAAUGUGGUGCGUGUUCUUGUUGAAUGUUAUUUAUCAGCCCCGAGCGCGUGUUUAGAUCUUCUCGAUGUGUAUACUAGCCGUUUUUCAUUACUACUUAAGUGUUACAUAAUUAUUUUAUUUAUGAUAUAAAUGCUGUACUACUGCU
Molecule: messenger RNA, 1671 nt
Organism: Papilio xuthus (Asian swallowtail)
Lineage: Eukaryota; Metazoa; Arthropoda; Insecta; Lepidoptera; Papilionidae
Product: leucine carboxyl methyltransferase 1
Exons: 3
Coding region: 209-1183 (324 amino acids)
Biological process (GO): C-terminal protein methylation
Cellular component (GO): cytosol
Molecular function (GO): protein C-terminal leucine carboxyl O-methyltransferase activity
Source: RefSeq, a predicted model, not a curated record